Messenger RNA from Mus musculus (house mouse), 541 nucleotides. RefSeq names its product resistin like alpha (gene Retnla). The coding region runs from base 46 to 381 and encodes 111 amino acids. The record is from RefSeq and is marked validated. Gene Ontology annotation, biological process: signal transduction. The transcript is spliced from 4 exons. Gene Ontology annotation, molecular function: hormone activity. Gene Ontology annotation, cellular component: extracellular region. Lineage: Eukaryota; Metazoa; Chordata; Mammalia; Rodentia; Muridae.
GAACCUUUCCUGAGAUUCUGCCCCAGGAUGCCAACUUUGAAUAGGAUGAAGACUACAACUUGUUCCCUUCUCAUCUGCAUCUCCCUGCUCCAGCUGAUGGUCCCAGUGAAUACUGAUGAGACCAUAGAGAUUAUCGUGGAGAAUAAGGUCAAGGAACUUCUUGCCAAUCCAGCUAACUAUCCCUCCACUGUAACGAAGACUCUCUCUUGCACUAGUGUCAAGACUAUGAACAGAUGGGCCUCCUGCCCUGCUGGGAUGACUGCUACUGGGUGUGCUUGUGGCUUUGCCUGUGGAUCUUGGGAGAUCCAGAGUGGAGAUACUUGCAACUGCCUGUGCUUACUCGUUGACUGGACCACUGCCCGCUGCUGCCAACUGUCCUAAGAAUGAAGAGGUGGAGAACCCAGCUUUGAUAUGAUGAAUCUAACAAAAACUGCAGUCUCAAUUUGGAAAUCUGACUCAUGUGCCUUUAAAUGUGUUCAUAUUGCCCAUUUACCCUGCUUCUUGAAAUGCUUCUUGAAAAAUAAAGACAAAUUUGCAUGUG